This is a messenger RNA of Ectocarpus siliculosus, 1326 nucleotides long. The record is from the annotation of a GenBank genome assembly. NCBI's taxonomy places the organism in Eukaryota, Phaeophyceae, Ectocarpales, Ectocarpaceae.
AUGUGCAGCAGCGAGUCUCUUUACCCCGCCGCCGCCGACCAGCAUCAGCAGAUGCAUGAUGGCCAUGCAGACGACGCCACCUCCUCGGGGGGGGAGAGCGAGGGGUUGGAUAGGGCCGGUGGCGCCGGGGAUGCGGGCAGCGGCGGCGACAUGGACAGCAAAAGAAGGCGAAGGCUCGAGCUCAACAGAAAGGCCGCGAAAGAGUCUAGGCGGAGAAAAAAAAUGCGCAUCGAGGAGCUGGGGAGAAGCGUGGUUUUCUUGACAAGAGAGAACCAGGAGCUUCGGGAACAGAACGAGAUCUUUCGACAAAUGGUGGCUUCCGAGGUGUCGCCGGAUGGAAAGAUAGGCUUCAACACCAAGUUUCGGGCGGAAAACGCGGCUCUCCGGAUGGCGCUGUACGAGGCGGAUAAGACGCACGGCUCGUCGUCAAAUCGGCUGCACCAACCGAAACAAGAUAUGGAAGGAGGCGCAGCAGGCGCGGGCUCGCGCUUAGGCAAGAGCCCCACCGGCAUGUCUCUAUCGGAACACCCCAUGUCCGGACCUGUCCCUUCUCUAGCCGCCGCUGCUGCCGCCGUCGGAAACGCUCAGCCUUCCUCUUCCUCCGGGAUGUCGUCUUCAUCUCACUCCUUGCUGUCGUCUCUCCCGCCACCGCCGCCCGGCGGCGGCGGCGGCGGCGGCAGCGGCGGCGCCGGAGGCGACAAGAUGUCGUCGUCGCCGACGUCCUCGCUCCACAGCUCUCCUUCCACAUCCGCCGCUUCCAUGAUGAUGUCGUCCUCCCUCCCGCAGCACCUGUCCUCUACGGACGGCAAGGUGAACGGCGGCAGCAUCAACGGCAGCAGCCGGGUAGGUGGUGGUACGUGUAGCUUGCUGGAUGGGCCGGGGGCGGCAGGGGCGGCCGGAAGCGGCGGUGUGUCCGGCGGCGGGAAUCGCAUGAUCGCGCCCGCCGGCAUCGGCGCUCCCUUCAUGAGCGGCGGGGGACUCGGCGUACUGGCGAGCCUAACGGGUGGAGGGAGGGACGGCACCGGGACGUCGCAGCCGAGCAGCGGCGGGAGAUCCUUGCAUCCGAAGUCUAUGUCCACUUUCGUCAGUGUCCCCGGCGGUGCUGUGGGGGCGGCGGCGGGAAGGUCGACCGCACCCCCCCACCCCCAGUCGUCGUCGAGCUACGGGCCCCCCGGGUACAGGACGGAUGCAGCCGGUGCCGGCGGUCGGAAGUUGGAUCGAGAAGAACGAGGAGAGGGGGGAGGGCCGGGCGGGUUGGACUACGCGAUGAUGGCGAGAGCGUCGGCGAACGCAGCCAUGUGCUACCAGCGGGGCCGGAUCAGCUGA